Seminavis robusta is the source of this 288-nucleotide messenger RNA. The record is from the annotation of a GenBank genome assembly. NCBI's taxonomy places the organism in Eukaryota, Bacillariophyta, Bacillariophyceae, Naviculales, Naviculaceae.
AUGAUGGGCUUGUUGCGAUAUCAAGUGUUUCUUGUCUAUGGGGUGGUCUUCCUAGCGGCUUGGCAGGGCGCCAAAAUGAAUCAAAGUGAAGCACCCUCCGAUGCGUCAAGGAUCGUUGUGGAUUUUGCCCCGAUUUGGGCCGUCUUGCUUCUCGGAGUCUAUGCUGCCGCCACCAUUAUCUACAACGUGAUGACUUUUAACGAUUGUCCAGAAGCCGCGGCAGAGUUGGAUCGGCAAGUCAAGGAAGCCAAGGCGGAAAUGAGAAAGAGGAAAGUUAUUGUGGAUUAA